GCGAGGUGUGGGUGUUGAGGGCUUGAGUCUUGCUGAGGGGCGCUGACUCUCCCUGAGUGACAACCUCCAAUGAAAAGAAGAGUGAAUGAUGAGACGUCGUAUUAUAGAGAUCUGCUUAUAACUGCUCUCCAAGUCAAGAAAAGAACGCCUCAAGGAUAACAUCAACUUCGCUAAGAUGAGUGGUGCCGAGGACAAUGAGCCACGUGUUCUGCGCUGGCAGGGUCCUCACCCGCUGCCAGAAAUACCAAACAAGAAUUUUGAAGUCUUUAUGCUGGAGGAGAUGGUCAGGCAUGGCGACGCUGUUGCGUUGAUAGACGCAGAGACCAGGCAACAAAGGACAUACUCAGAGAUGUGUGAUCUGGUACCGCGACUGUCGGCUGGCCUAGCGGCAGCAGGAGUGGGCGCGGGUGACCGGGUGAUCUACUAUUCCCACAACCACAUCGACUACCCUCUAUGGCUUCUCGCUUUCAUGCAUCGCGGAGCCGCUUUUGUGCGGCCAUCCCCGACUUAUGAAAACACGAAAGAUGACCUGGUGCACUGCACGCGGCUGGUUGGUGCUCAGUGGGCUGUAAUACAUGUCGACCUGCUAUCCACUGCGGAAGCUGCCUUCUCACUGCUGCCCCCUGACACUCUCAAGAAGAUUUGGGUGAUCGGUGGCGCUGCUGGAACGUCAGCCAUCGACGACUUGGCGGCCCACGAUCCUUUGCCACCCGUGAACCAGAAUGAUGACGUGGACCCGGCCUCGACUGUGUGUCAAAUCCCUUUCUCCUCCGGUACAACUGGCCUACGCAAGGGAGUGAUGACCUCGCACCGCAGUGAAGUCUCCAGAAUGAUGAUGAUCAAGCACUUGGUGAACCACAAGCAGUGGCUCGGUCAGCCCGAAGACUACUCCACUUGUAUGCUGGUGACUUCCCUGAGCCACACUUACGCACACGUGUUUCUCUUCGCUACUUUAAUGCUUGGCGGGACAUCUGUCAUUGCGCAUCAUUCAGACAAUCUGUUGGAAAUGAUAAAUGAACAUAAGGUGACGCUAUCUGUCUUGCUUCCAUAUCACCAUAAAAUGAUUAUAAACACAGCCGCGUCGCAUGACAGCAAACCUACAUCUCUGAAGGCCGUCACCACAGCCGCGGCCCCCCUUGCUGCCUCCGUUGCUGAAGCCUUCAGACAGAAUGUAAGAGCAGACCUUUCGUGCAUCCUAUCAAUAACUACAAAUUUCAAUUUACGUCAACGUAACUCUUCUGUUCGAUUUCUUGUUACCUAUGAGCAUGCUUAA
Eriocheir sinensis (Chinese mitten crab) is the source of this 1273-nucleotide messenger RNA. RefSeq lists its product as uncharacterized. The record is from RefSeq and is a predicted model, not a curated record. NCBI's taxonomy places the organism in Eukaryota, Metazoa, Arthropoda, Malacostraca, Decapoda, Varunidae. Gene Ontology annotation, molecular function: CoA-ligase activity. Bases 176 to 1273 code for a protein of 365 amino acids. The transcript has 8 exons.